Molecule: messenger RNA, 1246 nt
Organism: Patella vulgata (common limpet)
Lineage: Eukaryota; Metazoa; Mollusca; Gastropoda; Patellidae
Product: prostaglandin reductase 1
Exons: 10
Coding region: 140-1126 (328 amino acids)
Biological process (GO): prostaglandin metabolic process
Cellular component (GO): cytoplasm
Molecular function (GO): 15-oxoprostaglandin 13-reductase [NAD(P)+] activity; 2-alkenal reductase [NAD(P)H] activity
Source: RefSeq, a predicted model, not a curated record
CUAGAUAAACAAACAAUGACAUAGGCGUUUCUCCAACCAUAUAACUACACUUGUAACCCUAGGAUUUUUGUUAGGAGAUAUUUCAACAACAUAGAUCGAGACACGAAGGUUAUCUAAGCCACAACUACAAAAAAUCAAAAUGGUGAAAGCAAAGAAAUGGAUAUUAAAGAAGCAGUUUGAGGGUUUACCAAAAAAAUCGGAUUUUGAGCUGGUUGAAGAAGAUUUAUCACGUGAUUUAAAAGAUGGAGAGGUGCUUGUCGAGUCCGCCUACCUUAGUGUUGAUCCUUACAUGAGAGUAUAUAAAAAGACAACAGGGGAUGUAAUGAUCGGUUCUUCAGUGGGCAAAGUAUUAAAAACCAACAAUAAAAAUUUUAAAGUUGGUGAUAAGGUUGUUAUUAAUGCUGGGUGGAGGACUCAUGCUAUUGUUUCAGACAAAGUAAAUCCGUAUGAAUUACGUCAUUUGGCGCCCUUGGGAGACCUCCCUCUUUCAGCAGGACUUGGUGUUAUGGGAAUGCCGGGAAUGACGGCUUAUUUUGGAUUAGUUGAUGUCUGUAAACCUAAAGUAGGAGAAACAGUUCUAGUUAAUGGCGCUGCAGGGGCAGUAGGGAGUGUUGUUGGACAGCUGGCUAAAAUAAAAGGAUGCACUGUGAUAGGAUUUGCUGGAACUAAAGAAAAGUGUGAUUGGUUAAAGAGUUUAAAUUUCGAUCACGUGUUUAAUUAUAAAGAAACAGAUGUAAAGACAGCUUUAGACAAGGCAGCACCUAAAGGAAUCGAUAUUUACUUUGAUAAUGUUGGUGGAGAUUUCACAGUGGAUGCUUUGAAUUAUAUGAACGUCUUCGGUAGAAUUUUAGUUUGCGGUGCUAUAUCCACUUAUCACGACGGUUCCAGAAAAAUGGUGCCCGAUCCUUUCAUGACAUUUCUCCAAAAGAAGUUAACAGUAUAUGGUUUUAUUGUUACCGAUGUUUUAAAUAGAUGGGGUGAAGCAUUUCCAGAAAUGUUACUAUGGUUACAGCAGGGUAAAUUGCAGUUUAGAGAGACAGUUACCGAAGGUUUUGAAAAUAUGCCGGAAGCUUUUCAAUCUCUGUUUUCUGGUGGUAAUACGGGGAAGGCAGUUGUCAAAGCUUGAGAAAUCAAGACAGAGAAUAUAUUUUAUUUUUCAUAAAAUCAGAUUUUUAUUUGUUUUUGUUUAUUGUCAUUAGUCCUUUAUUCACAGAUUUUAAACACAAUACAUCUAUAUGUUUUAUUA